AUGGCAGGGGUAGACGAUGCGCUGUUGACGCAGGCAAAAGACUUUAAGUACUACGACGACUACGUGACUUCUCAGUUGCCAAUUUGGGCGAAGCAGGAGCUGACCCCCAACGAGGGGCAGCAAGCGUUAGUGUGGGCUAAGAAGGACCUCUCAUUGGACGACAUAUUGGUGCGAUUAAACCUCAACACGCUUCCGGUGGCAGCACGUCCACACGAUGUGAACUUCAAGUACUACGAAGAGUUCGUGGGCGGUCUGAUGAAAACGUGGAUGAAGAAAGGGACCCCUCUGGACGAGGUUAUGGCCAAGUUAAAGCUGGACCAAUUGACUGGAGAAGCUCUCGUGUCUCACCGAAACUACAAGUACUACAAGAACCAUGUCAAGAACUACUUGAAAGAAUGGGCCCUCUACGAUGUGACUGUGAGCGAUGUAGCAGCGAUGCUGGGGCUUGAGAACAAGUUUGGAGAGGUGCUCAAAGCCCAACCGAAUUACGUCUUUUUAAAGAAAUAUCGGGAAACGUCUCUCAAGUAUGAAGAGGAAGGGAUGCUCCGGGAAGGCAUCACAUCGUUUCAGGUGUGGAAAGAGCUGGAGGUAUUCCGAGUCAAGCCGACCAUACGCAAACGUUCGGGAACCUACCAGUCCUACAAGCGCUAUGUCAACCUCAUGGACGACUACAUUAUCGACAUGAAAGAAAGUGGAUUCAAGUACGACGAGCUGCCAAGAAUGACCAGUAAGGACGCCACUCCAGACGAGCUGCAUGAAAAGACGCUUAUCUGGAGCAGCCAGAGAAGACCGGAGUGGUACGUCAAGUUUUCCUUGGGGUUGGAUGAUUUGACAGAGGAUGCGCUGAAAGCAGCCCCCAACUACCGAUACUACGAGUAUUAUCUAGAAGCAAUGAAGAGAGUGACGAGCACUACGUAA
Molecule: messenger RNA, 918 nt
Organism: Phytophthora infestans T30-4
Lineage: Eukaryota; Oomycota; Peronosporomycetes; Peronosporales; Peronosporaceae
Exons: 2
Coding region: 1-918 (305 amino acids)
Source: RefSeq, a predicted model, not a curated record